This is a messenger RNA of Arabis nemorensis, 2106 nucleotides long. The record is from the annotation of a GenBank genome assembly. Lineage: Eukaryota; Viridiplantae; Streptophyta; Magnoliopsida; Brassicales; Brassicaceae.
AUGGAAAACUACACUAACGAAUCCACCAGUGAUGAUGAUUCUGCUCUUCCACCGUCCCUCAUGGCGUUGCUCGCUCUCCCUCGUUUCCGUCGGAUCAGCCGAUCCAGAUGUUGUUUGUCUCCGUCACCGAAAGAACGUUCCGCGGCGGUUGUGUGGUUGAAGCAUGAUCUUCGUCUUGACGAUCAUCCUGGCUUCCUCCUCGCCGCCUCCGACUACAAAUCCGUCAUUCCUCUCUACGUCCUCGAUCCUCGCAUCCUCUCCCGAUACACGACGGACUCUCUAGAAUUAGCUAUUAUUGCAUUGGAAGAUUUGAGAAAAUCCUUGAAGAAGCAAGGUUCAAAUCUUAUGCUCAGAUACGGCAAUGCAGAAGAUGUCAUUGAAGAUCUUGUCAAAGAGGUCCGAGCUCCCUUUGUCUUUGUGGAAGAAGAGGUGGAAUAUCAUCUCUGUGAGGUUUUGGACGAUGUUAAGAAAAAAUUGGAAGGCGUUUCUGUUCAUGGAGAAUCACCGAGGAUUGUUGUGUGGCGGACUCCUUUUUAUGACAUUCAAGAUUUGACGGAUCUGCCACAAUCAUGGGAAGAGUUUAAGAAACUGAAGCUGCCUCUCACUUUACCAGUUCCUGCAGCAAGAUUUUCAUCUCCAGGAAGUGAAUUGCAGUGGGGUCCUGUGCCAACGCUGGAUGAACUCAAGGACUAUAUGAAGGAAAGUUCUUGUGGACAAGAAAAUUGCUGGAGGGAAAUGGCACAUGCAUCUGCUGAAAAAGUAUUAAUGGAAAGGCUUGGAAAUUCAAAGGGGAGUAGUAUGGAGCCAGUUAUUGAUGGAAGAUUAGGGAAGAAGGUGCACAAAUCUGCUUUUGUCACGAGAAAAAGAGAUACUAUUGGAGGUGGAACUGAGGUUGUACUGAAUGCUCUAGCAGGAUAUCUGAGGUACUCGGAGGGUACAAGUCGAGAUGACUGGCAAGAGGUUCAUGAAAGGCUUCGUGAUGCCGAGAUUAGGCCCGGAGCUUCCUUUUUCAAACUUUUUGGACCUGUCCUCUGUCUUGGUAUUGUAUCCAGAAGAAGAGUUCACUAUGAAGCAAUCAACUAUGAAAAAGAACGGAAUGCUGGAUUUUUAUCCCCAUUUGGAUAUUCAGCUGCUACAGUGUCCGCUGCAACUGAAGCUGUGUGCUCUAUGGAGUGGUAUUCACUCCUGGCUCGAAAUAGUGUGGGGAUUGAUGAAAAUGCCCACUCUAUUAGGAUUUGGAGAUGGAAUGGCUAUCUUAUUCAGUACACGGUGGUGGGCAAUGAUGGCCCUGCCGUUCUUCUUGUGCAUGGCUUUGGUGCUUUUCUAGAGCAUUAUCGUGACAACGUAGACAGCUUUGUAAAUAGUAAAAACCGAGUAUGGACCAUCACAGUCUUGGGUUUCGGAAAAUCUGAGAAGCCAAAUAUCAUUUACACCGAGUUGUUGUGGGCUGAAUUGCUGCGGGAUUUCAUGACUGAAGUAGUUGGUGAACCAGCGCAUUGCGUAGGCAACUCCAUUGGUGGGUAUUUCGUUGCAUUAAUGGCUUUUCUUUGGCCGACCUUGGUUAAGUCCGUUGUCCUUGUUAACAGUGCUGGCAAUGUGAUACCUGGAUACUCUCCUUUCCCAAUCUCUAAAGAAAGACGAAUUCCACUGGGUGCACAGCUUGGUGCUCGGCUCCUUCUCUUGUUCCUGCAAUUCAAUGUCAAAAAGCUAUUAAAGGAUUGUUAUCCAGUUAAACCUGAGAGAGCCGAUGAUUUUCUGAUCACUGAAAUGCUAAGAGCAUCCCGAGACCCUGGUGUGGUUAUGGUCCUGGAAAGUAUCUUCGGGUUUGAUCUUUCGCUUCCUUUGAAUUAUCUCCUGAAAGGGUUCGAGGGUAAAACUCUUGUCAUACAGGGAAUGAAAGAUCCCAUUUCGGAUCCGAAGAAGAAAGUGGCCUUAUUGAAGGAGCUAUGUCCAGCUAUGAUGAUAACGGAAGUUAAUGCAGGUCACUGUCCCCACGAUGAGAUCCCAGAGGAGGUAAAUCUAAUUAUCUGCGAAUGGAUAAUGAAGAUGGAUAACGGUGGACAAGCACUAAAGACCUCAUCCCAGCAGAUUCAUUUACCACAGUAA